Molecule: messenger RNA, 3239 nt
Organism: Danio aesculapii
Lineage: Eukaryota; Metazoa; Chordata; Actinopteri; Cypriniformes; Danionidae
Gene: ankef1a
Product: ankyrin repeat and EF-hand domain containing 1a
Exons: 11
Coding region: 143-2482 (779 amino acids)
Molecular function (GO): protein binding
Source: RefSeq, a predicted model, not a curated record
GACGCUUUUGAGGAGUUCAAGGGCCACAGCGUGCUGUUUCCAUAGAGACACACACAGAAAGUGACCCGCGCUUGGAAACUAUGCUGAACGAAACUUUAGUUUUAACACACUGCUGAUUUCAGACAUCGACUAAAGGUUCAAAAUGUCAUGCAGACAGGCCAAAGGAAGGCUUCAAGUCUUGCAGAUCUAUCGGCUGCUUCAGUGCAUCCAGGAUGGAGAUAAGACGUACAUAGAGAAACUAAUCAGCAUGGGUGCUGACGACCUUAUCAAUCUGACCGAGCCGCGUGACGGGAAUGGGGUCCUGCACUUGGCGUCAGUGACCAACAAACCCGACAUGCUGGAGUUUCUCGUUGAUCAAGGUGCCUGUCCAGAUGUGCAGGAUAGGAGUGGACGGACACCACUGAUGUUGGCCGCAGAACUUGGAUUUGAUGGCAUCGUGUCUCUUCUGGCCAAGAAGAACGCAGACAUGAAACUUGUAGAUACAGAAGGGAAAGGCGUCCUUUUCUACUGCCUCCACCCCACCAAAAGACAUAUGCGCUGCCUCCAGGUGGUCCUUAAUGGCAAUGCAGAUGUCAACAAUGUUUCAGAAACUGGUAUACCAGUGUUCCUGCUAGCCUGUGAACAAGCUCAGGACUGUGAAGAAAUGUGCAUCAGCAUACUAAAGAGAGGAGCAGACCCCAAUGCUACAAAUCAGGAAACAGGUCGAACAGCUCUGAUGGAGGCGGCCAGAGCAGGAGCAUUAGAUCUAGUGAGAGCAAUCCUCAAGAAAGGAGGAAACGUUAAUGCUCUGGACAAGAAGCGAUUCCACGCAGCUCACUUUGCAGCUGAAAAAGGCUUCUUUGAAAUCAUUAAGGUGCUGUCUGCAUAUAGAGCAGAUGUUGGAGUGGUAACAACAGAGGGCGAUUCACCUCUGCAUUUUGCUGCCUCUGGUGGAUACACAGAUUGUUGCAGAUUUCUAGCUCAAAGAGGGUGCAAUCCCAAAUUAAAGAACCAAGAAGGCCUGCUUCCCCGUCAGAUUGCUAAGGACUGUGGGCACAAGGCCACUGUAAAAGAGCUUAAGAAGGCUGAACGGCUGCAUGGAAAGUCCUCAAAAGGAGGCACGAAUGGGCCAUGGGCUCUGAUGCUUCAUGACUGGUCUCAUGAAAAUGAGAAUGAACUGAGAAGUGCUUUCGAGUCUGCAACAGAUGGCUUCAUCGGAUUAGAGUUUGUGCCCAAGGGGACAUUUGUGUCUGUUUUGAAGGAACUUCACGCUCCUCUAGAUGAUGUUCAAAUUCACAUUCUUCUGCUUGCUCUUGAUAAGAGAAGAGAGGGCUUUAUAAAUAUAAACGACUUCUUAAGAGGUCUUAAAUAUCUUCCAAAGACGUAUGUUAUGGCUUCCUAUGGGCCGAAGAAGAAGAAGGCAGCUAAGGCAGGAAAGACCAAAAAGAGUAAGUUCAACCUUCCAUUGCCCAUCUGUACUGUCCCACAAGAUCUCAUUCAUCGGCGGGAUGAUGGAGGGCCACCUCAUUUUAUGAUUGAAAGUUGGCAGCAUGCUACAGACACCCAAAGAUACGACCGGGACCAUCGACCGGGACAUCCUAUUGAAGAUGACACGGCAUGGUACAUCGAUGAGCCAGAAAAGAUUUACAGAAAUUUGAACCACUGCGUUAAAACUGGAGAUAUUGAGUCUCUUAGGUUGGCACUCAGCCAAAAGGUUCCUGUAGAUGUGAAAGAUCGCUUCUACAAGACACCACUUAUGGCUGCAUGUGCAAGUGGGAACUAUGAAAUGGCGAAGUUUCUCCUCGAUAAUGGGGCUGAUGUAAAUGCAUGCGAUCAGUUCAAAUGGACACCUCUGCACCACGCCUGUCAUGCAGGACAGCUGGACAUCAUACAGCUGCUCCUAGAGGCAGGAGCUGCGGUGGACCGGCCCUCCCUGAAUGGAGCCACUCCCCUAAUGAGAGCCAUUGAGAGCUGUAGGCCGUCCUGUGUGGAGUACCUCAUCAAAGCUGGUGCAAAGGUCAAUGCAGUAAAUAAGAUAGAGCAGAACUGUUUGGACGUCGCCCACGCUUAUGCAGACUUCAGAGUGGUGGAUUUGCUCCAGGCUAAGAUUAAUGCGCAACCCAGAGCUAAGGACAACAAGAAGCCACAGCCAGUCAAAAUCCACCGUAAACCAACACCGGCCUCAACGCCUGGCUCUAUCAAAGAAAAGCAGGGCACCGUUCCCACUCCUACAGCCUCCUCAAACUCAGCAGUCAAGAAAGCAAUGAAGAAAGACAGUGUUAUCGUGCACAGCACUCAGAUCACCAGCGGAAAGCUCAACAAAUUGGACAUCAGUUUUGUGCCAAGAACGAAUUGGCAAAACCAUCUGACGACUAGAGAUCUGAUGGACAGGAUGGCAAAGAGGAGGCAACGUUUCAGUUUUGAGGUGGACUUUGAUGACUUUAAGAUGCCUUUCAAUAAAAACAUUCAGAAGAAAUCCAUGGAGUUUGAGCUUACUGACUAACAGGUGUUCCGAUUGGCUUGUGGAGUUCUCACGAGUGGACCAAUCAGAAGAGGAUGGGGGACAUUUAAGCGCUCCAGUGAUGACUCAGACCAGAUUAGGGGGGGAUCCUUGUCUCUUGUCGCUCCUGUGUCUUUCUGUGUGACGAUUGUGCCUGUCUUGUUCUCUGGUUCGCUUUAAGUGUUUUUUUAGGGGGUUUUAACCUUUAAUGGAUAGAAUAGUGCAGAGAAUUGACAGGAAAUAGUUGGGAGCAGAGAGAGGGGAAGGGUCGGCAAAGGACUUCCAACCGGGAAUCGAACUCGGGUCGCCGUGAGCACCAUGGUGCUAUAUGUCAGCGCACUAAACCACUAGGCUAUUCGCGCUGACCUUUAAGUGUUUUUUGAAUUGUAUAUCUGUUCAGAAUGUCCCAUACCAAACCUGCUUAAAUCUACUAAAAGGGAAGUGAAAGUGAAGUACGUCACGUGACUUAAAUUUUUACACACACGUAGUUGAUUCUCUGUUAAUCCACUAGGUCAGAAGCGGGUGCUACUCUUUGUAUGUUUGUUCCAGUUAGUGCAGUUUAGUAAGGGGCGUGUGAUGCCGAAGAUGUUUUUUUUCUAUUUUCUCUUUUGUUAUUUAGAGGUGGGGGGAGGGAUUAGUUAGUGGGUGUUUAAUUAGUUAUUUUCAUUGAUUUGGCACCGCUUAUCAUCCCUCUAUCAGGUUUGUUUCGAUUAAUUUGUUUACUUCAUUUUGCAUUUAUUGUACACAUUUGUAAUUAUAC